UAAAAGUUAACAUUUCGAUUUAUACAAGCAACAUCAUUUUAAAUUUUGUUUCAUAAUGAUCGGGUUAGACUGUAUUUUUCGGUACAAAUGGUUGUUCGUAUUAAUAAUUUGUUCAUUACAUUAUUGGGUCUUUGCUGAAGGCGAGACUGGUCAAUGUAUAUGGUAUGGUGUUUGUAGAAAUUUUGAAGAAAAUGACAUCGAGAAGAGUCAGUACUGCAGUUAUAAUGGAACAGCAAAACUUUUAAAUGAGGAUGGACGUCAAAAAUUGUCUCAAUACUGCUCACAUUUAGACAGCGGAGAAAAUAAUACUUUCACGUGUUGUGAUAAUGAUCAGAUUGAAGUGAUGAAUGAUAAUAUCGAGAGAGCCGAAUUUGUACUGAGCAAGUGUCCAGCCUGUUUUCAUAACUUUUUACAACCGAUAUGUGAAAUGACAUGUAGUCCAAAUCAAACAAACUUUUUAAAAGUUCAGAAAAUAGAAACCGAUGAUUCUGAACAAGGAAAACCUUAUGUAACUAACAUUGACUUUUCAAUAAGCUAUGAUUAUCUAAAUGCAACAUUCCAGUCAUGUUCGCAGGUCAGCUAUUUAGUUUUUAUUCGUGUAUUAGAUUUGAUGUGUGGUGCAAAAGGAUCGGAAUGUACACCAGAGAGAUGGUUUUCACACAUGGGUAAUGCAACAGGCAAUAAAUAUGUACCAUUUCAAAUAAACUAUAUUACUGAGACAAUAGACGAUUAUAUUCCCUUCAACAAAUCUACAGUACCUUGCAAUGAAUCUGUUGAUGGGAAAUCCGAAAAGUGCUCUUGUCUUGAUUGCAAUCAAUCUUGCUCUUAAAUAUAAUCUAAUAUAAAUUUUACUCGGAUUGGUAUUAUUUUAACCUAGAUUUUAACUUCAAAUUACUUUAAAUUUUUAUUGUUUUGUAAUUCCAACACAUUUUUUUUCUUCAAAUAAGUUUUGUUCCAUUUUCAUUUUUCGGAAAUAUUUCAGUAUUCAGGGGUUGUUUUUUAGAAUAUUGUGCUCAAACAAAAGAAAAAUAAAUAAUAAAAAAGUUUACACUUCCCAUGUGUGAAUUGAAUGAAAAGUUUCCGAUGAAGUUCAUCGAGAAAAUAUUUUGCGGAAA
Molecule: messenger RNA, 1115 nt
Organism: Contarinia nasturtii (swede midge)
Lineage: Eukaryota; Metazoa; Arthropoda; Insecta; Diptera; Cecidomyiidae
Product: NPC intracellular cholesterol transporter 1-like
Exons: 8
Coding region: 56-829 (257 amino acids)
Source: RefSeq, a predicted model, not a curated record